Diospyros lotus (date-plum) is the source of this 7431-nucleotide messenger RNA. RefSeq lists its product as uncharacterized. Gene Ontology annotation, molecular function: zinc ion binding; nucleic acid binding. The record is from RefSeq and is a predicted model, not a curated record. Bases 1310 to 2239 code for a protein of 309 amino acids. The transcript has a single exon. NCBI's taxonomy places the organism in Eukaryota, Viridiplantae, Streptophyta, Magnoliopsida, Ericales, Ebenaceae.
AAAAAAGGGGGGGGGGGGGGGGGGAGAAACAUGUUUUUGUAUAAGUGUCUUUUUCUUUAUGCUGUUUAGGGAGAAAAUUGAAAGCUUUCUAUUGUUGGGGAUUUGUGGAAUGGAAGCAGAAUGGUGGGCAAGAAAAGGCAGAAGAAUUGGAAACGAACUGGGUGUUUUUCCUCUAACAAUGAAAUAGAGGAAGGGGAAUUUUAUUUACCGUGCCUUUCCCUAUGCACUAUCAUCUUCCAGACAUAGGAUAACAUCCAUCCAAUUGAGCAAUUGAUAACAUCCACUAUUUGGGUCUCAAAAAAUAAGAGUGAAGUUUAAAUAUUUAUUUCUAUGCACUCCUGUUUGUUGUAACAUAAUCCUUUCAAAAACCCAAUUUUGCUGUAUGAUGAAUUUUCUAAUUUUAACUUUUCCUGGCCCCUGGUUUCUGAACUUUAAAACACAAAUUGUUUUCAUAAUUUGAUUAGAUAGAUACAUUUAAGGAAUUAAGCUGAACUUUUUUCAUUACAAGCUGUUGGAAAAUUGGCACAAAUGGGCAUUGUGGCACGUCAUAUUAAGGCUAAAACCCUUUAAAUAUUUUAACUAGAUCAAAGUGGAUUCUUAUUCUCCGUCAUGAGGAGAUCGAUUUGGUAUAUUCAUAUGUCCAAAAUGAUAAAUGGGUGAAUGAGAAAUUAAUGCUCAAACAAUUUGAAGUGGGCCCGUGCAUUGUCGCUUAGUGGCCUGUGCACUCCAAAAUAUGGGGCACGCUACUCUAGAGUGCUAGUUACCAACAAUCCUCCUAUAAAUAGGAGCCCCUCGUUCCUUUGAAAGACGAACACACACUACAUGAAAUCUUUAAUCUCCCAAGUCGGUCUCCUUCCUUGCCCAGUUCUGAUAGUGUUCGACUGAUGUUCUAGUUCGCUGUAAGGCUCCAAAGCUUGUGCUAACUUCCUAGCCGUCAACCGUUCUAGUCCACUUUCUAGUUCGCUAUAAGCUUGUACAAGACAUACGCCAACCAUCCGCAAGCACUCUUGAUGAGGAGGCAAAUCUGUUUUAAAGGCAAUGUGUGUUACACAUGCCUCAGUUCUCCAUCUUUGCGUUAUUUGGUUCAGUUCCAUAUUUUGUUUGUACAUUUCCAAUUUUAUUUGUUCAAUUCUAUAUUUUGUUAUUUGUAGUUAUUAUUCUUCCACACUAUACUAUAUUCCCUUCUGUUUUAUUAUUUAUUUGUUGCACCAUUAUCUUAGGUUGUACAACAUUAUAUUUUGUAUUUAACUAAUAAUUUUUGGCUAACAAUCUUAAAACAGAUUUCUCAUGUUUAAGUUUUGUUUUAGAAAUGGCUUUUACUUUGAAUUUUGCUGGAACCUCUAAUAAUGUGGCGCAAGGAUCUGUCCCUGUAGCCCAGAUGCCUAUUAUUGUGCCCACCGCAGCCCAAAUGCCUGUUACUGUGCCUGUGGGCCAUUGCAAAAAGCCUGAGAAAUUCAACGGGUUGAAUUUCAAGAGGUGGCAACAAAAGAUGUUGUUUUAUCUCACUACUAUGGAUCUUGCGAGAUUCUUGACUGAGGAUGCUCCUAAGUUAAAGGAGGAUGAAACAGAAAUGCUAGUCAUCAACACAGUUGAUACGUGGAAGCAUUCUGAUUUCUUAUGUAGAAACUAUGUUAUGAAUGGUUUGCAUGAUUCGUUGUACAACGUAUAUAGUACAAUGAAAACUGCCAAGGAGCUUUGGGAAUCCUUGGACCAAAAAUAUAAAACCGAGGAUGCUAGAGCUAAGAAAUUAAUAGUUGGUCGAUUCCUCGAUUUUAAGAUGGUGGAUUCCAAACCUGUGGUCAGUCAAGUGCAAGAACUUCAGGUAAUUUUACAUGAAAUUCAUGCAGAAGGGAUGGUCCUUAGUGAAACCUUCCAAGUGGCUGCUGUUAUCGAGAAGUUUCCACCUAGUUGGAAGGAGUUCAAGAACUACCUUAAACAUAAGCGAAAGGAAAUGAAUCUCGAAGAGUUGAUUGUUAGACUUCGAAUUGAAGAAGACAACAGAGGGUCAGAGAAGAAAGGUUUCAAUCUUGCUACUACUAAGGCGAAUGUGGUGGAGCAUGGGCAAGGCUCCAAAUACAAGAAAAACAAGCUGAAGUUAGGACCUAAAGGAGGAGUCUCCAAUAACAAGUUCCAGGGGAAAUGCUUUAAUUGUGGCAAGAUGGGUCAUAGAUCUAUGGAGUGCAGACUUCUGAAGAGGAAGAUCAAGGGCCAUGAGGCACAUGGUGGAUACCAUGACUGAAAAUCUGGAAUGUAUGUUGGGAAGGGUUAUGUAUCAAAUGGAAUUUUUAAGCUCAAUGUAAUGACCAUCAUGAAUAAAAGUAAUAAGCCUUCGGUUUACUUGCUUGAGUUUACAAAUUUAUGUCAUGGUAGACUAAGUCAUGUUGAUUAUGAUACAUUGCGUAAAUUAAUUAACUUAGAUCAUAUACCCUCUUUCCAUAUCGAUUUAAAACAUAAGUGUGAAACUUGUGUAGAGACAAAAUUGAUGAGAUCAUCUUUUCAAACAAUUGAAAGAAAUAUCGAAUCCCUUGAUCUAAUUCGUAGUGAUGUGUGUGAUUUAAAAUUCGUACAAAUAAGAUGUGGCAAUAAGUAUUUCAUUACUUUUGUUGAUGAUAACACGAAAUAUUGUUAUGCCUAUCUCCUUAAAAGCAAGGAUGAAACUUUAGAGAAAUUUUUUCUCUAAAAAACUGAAAUUGAAAAUCAACUUAAUAAGAAGAUUGAGGUAUUGAGAAGUGAUCGAGGUGGCAAGUAUGAAAGAUCAAUUGGUGGAUUAUGUGCACAACAUGGAAGUAUACAUGAGGUUACAUUGUCUUAUUCACCUUAAUAAAAUGAUGUUGCUUAAUGUAAAAAAUGCACAUUGAAAGAAAUAAUGAAUGUGAUGUUAAUAAGUUUUAGGUUGCCUCAGAACAUGUGGGGUGAAGCAAUUUUAUCAAACAAUUAUCUUUUAAAUAAGAUACCUUGAAAGAAAGAGGAAAAGACUCCCUAUGAACUCUGGAAAAGUAGGAGACCAUUCUACAAAUACUUAACAGUGUAGGGGUGUUUAGUAAAAGUUGUUGUUUUGACACCAAAGAAAAUGAGAAUAGGUCCUAAAAUAGUGGACUGUAUCUUUAUUGGGUAUGCACGUAACAAUAAUGCUUAUCGAUUUCUUGUGUAUGAGUCUAAAAAUCUAGACAUGCACAAGAACACUAUAAUGGAAUCAAGAAGUGCAUUGUUCUUUGAAUAUGUGUUUCCUUGUAACUCUAAGGAGGGUUCAAGUUUGUCUAAACAAAAAUUCGAAACUAUAAAUGAAGAGUCAUGAUUCAGAAUGAACCUAGACGGAGCAAAAGAACAGGAGUAGAAAAAUCUUUUAGCCCAGAUUUUCUAACUUGUUAGAAAAAGAACCACAAAAUUUUGAAGAAGCUAUAAGGUUUUCAAAGGGACUUUUUGUGGAAAAAAACAAUUAAAAGUGAAGUUGAUUCUAUUCUACAGAAUCAUACUUAGGAACUUGUAGAUCUGCCUCAUGGGUGUAAACCUUUAGGGUCUAAGUGGAUCUUUAAAAGGAAAAUGAAAGCAAAUGGUUCUAUUGAUAAGUAUAAGGCUAGUCUUAUAAUUAAAGGUUACAAGCAACGAGAGGGCCUAGAUUACUUUGAUACAUAUUCUUUUGUAACGAGAAUAAAUUCCAUUAGGAUGAUAUUUGCAAUUGCAACGUUGCGAAAUUUAGAAGUAUAUCAAAUGGAUGUGAAAAUAGCUUUCUUAAAUGCAGAUUUGAAUGAAGAAAUAUAUAUAUAGAACAACCUGAGUGUUUUAUAGUUUCAAAACAAGAAAAGAAAGUUUGUAAAUCGGUAAAACCAUUGUAUGUCUUAAAACAAGCGCCUAAACAAUGGCAUGAAAAAUUUGAUAAUACAAUGAUAACCAACUAGUGGCAAAUGUGUUUAUAUUAAAGACACAAGAAACAACUAUAUUAUUUUGUGUCUGUUAAAAGUUGUCUUGAGUAUACGAUAAGAAGAUUAGUGAAAGCAGUGUAUUUUGAAGGCCAAUAAAGUAUUAAAUAGAAGUUUAUUUUCAAUAAUGUAAUUAGUGAUAGUUGGGGGGUUAAAUUGUAAAUAUUUAAUAGUUUUCAUUGGGAUAUCCGCUCACUGUUAUAAAUAGAGGGCAAGGGGUAGUAAAGAGAAGUAGUGAGUUCUCAUUUUCUGUUUGUAACGAGUACUAUUCGCUAGAGAGAUAGCUUUGUAAUCUUGGGGGGCGAAGUCCUGUUGUACUUGGGAAAUAGAAAGAAGGGAUCUCUGUUGUGUGCUUAUCAUUCUUUCUACAUAAAGACAGUUGCUCGAGGGGUGUUUUGAUUGCUGGAUGUAGUGCCAUUCACGUGGCAUGAACCAGGAUAAAAUCUGUGUUAUGUGGUUUGUGUUUAUCUCUUCUUGUUUCUUAUUUUUGUUUUGUUUUGAUUACAUUUAAUUUUUUGUUGUUUUGGAUUAAUUUCGGGUGAGGAGUUGAGAGAAUUGGCAUUUGGAAACAUUGUUUGAGUUGUCAAAAGAGCUCCUAAUCCUAACAAUGUCUUUACGUGGAUGAUAUACUCAUUGUUGGGAGUGAUGACAAGAUGGUCAAAUCUACCAAGAAUAUGUUGAAUUCAAAAUUUGACAUGAAGUAUAUGAGGCUUGCAAAUGUGAUUUUAGGGGUUAAAAUCAAAAGAAUAUCAUAUGGUCUCAUUUUGAGUCAGUCACAUGAUGUGGACAAAAUUUUGAAAAAAUUCAACAAGAAUAAUUUUGGUGUGGCUAGAACACCAUUAGACAUUAGUCUCCAUCUAUCCAAGAAUAAAGAUGAGAGUAUUACUCAAAUAGAGUACUCUAGAGUAAUUGGAAGUCUAAUGUAAUUAAUGAGCUGUACUAGACCAAAUAUUGCUUAUAUGGUUAGCAGACUGAGUAGAUAUACGAGUAAUCUGAGUGCUGACAAUUGGAAAACAAUAAUAAGAGUACUUAGGUACUUACGAUAUACUCGUAACUAUAGGCUAUACUAUACCAGAUACUCAGCUGCCUUGGAAAGAUAUAAUGAUGCAAAUUGGAUAUUUGGUGUAAAAAACUCGAAAUCUACAAGUGGAUAUAUACUCACACUUGCAAGUGCAGUUAUGGCCUGGAAAUCCUCCAAAUACUGUUAUAGCCGGAUCCACUAUGGAAUUUGAAUUUAUUGCCUUAGACAAAUGUGGCAAAGAGGCAGAAUGGCUAUUCCAUUUCUUAGAGGAUAUUCCAAUGUGGCAGAAAUUUGUGCCCCUAAUAUAUAUACAUUGUGAUAGUCAAUCUGCAAUUGGAAGGUCACAGAGUAAUAUGUAUAAUGGUAAGUCUAGACAUAUACACAUCGUAGACAUAAAACAACUACUCUCAACUAGAGUUAUCUCUAUUGACUACGUGAAGUCAAAAGAUAAUAUUGCAAAUUCGCUAAACACAGGGUUAAAUAAAGAGUUGAAAAGUCAUCGAGGGAAUGGGACUAAAGCCCAUGAAAGAAUAAGUUGAUACAAUGGAAACCCAACUUAGUUGACUGGAAAUCCCAAAAUAUAGGUUCAAAUGAACAACUUAAUUGUAAAAACUUUAUUAGGUCAUGGUUGGGGGUGGGGUGGGGGGGUUACCCUCUUGUCCAUUCAUAUAAUGAAAUAGUGAUACCCGUAGGGAAAAAGGAUAGCAAUAUUUGCUUUAAUAAUUCUUAAACUUAGAAAUUCUACGUGGAGUAAGUGGGUUACUUUGAAUUAAGUAAUUACCUAUGUGAGAGGGAAGUGGGGUCGUUUAAAGGAAAAUUGUAUAGAGUUCAAUUCUUUAGAAACUCUCGCAGAACCAGGCUAAUGUUCAAGGCUAAAACAAACAUAAUCAUGAGAACUGAACAAUGGUAGGAAGAUUCCUGUGUGAAAUAUGUUAUCAUUUACAUAGAUAACAAGACAGUUCAAGGACAUCGUGUCUAUUGUAUAGUUAGUAAAAUAAAUAUAUCUUCACAAGGGAAGGUUCAAGCGGUAACACAUACCUAUCCUAUGUAGGUUUCAACUGUUGAACACUAUCAACGAGUCAAAAUAUUUUCUCCAUCAAUUUUCAUUUAUGUGGGGGAUUGUUGGAAAAUUAGCAUAAAUGAGCAUUGUGGUAUGUUAUAUAAAGGCUAAAUUUUAAGUGGGACCCGUUAAAUAUUUUAACCGGGUCAAAGUGGAUUUUAUUCUCUGUCGUGAGGAGAUCAAUUUGGUAUAUUCAUAUGUCCAAAAUGAUAAAUGGGUGAAUGAGAAAUUGAUGCUCAAAGUAUACUUGUUGAGUUGGGAAAUAUUAAGGAAAUGUAUUUAUCCCACAUUGGAAGAGCAAUGUAGCAUGUUGAUGUUUAUAUAGACUCACACAUUGAAUGAUGAGUAAGCUAGUUAGACAAGAGACUCUCUUGUGCGCGCGGGGGGGGGGGGGGGGGGGGGGGGUUGCAAAUCCCAGGCCCAGCGAACCGAACUUGUGUGCGAGCAUGCGUUUUGUGGACAUGAAUGCAACGCUGAAAUGGGCUACCCAGGCCAAGCUAUGAUUUGUUGUUUCCCUUCUAUCCCCCCCUUGGUGCGAAUCCACUCCUAUAACCGUUGCAGGAAUUUGAAGUUGGCCCCACACUCCGAAAUAUAAGGCACAUUACUGCAGAGUGCCAGUUACCAACAAUCCUCCUAUGAAUAGGAGCCUCUCGUUCCUUUGAAAGACGAACACACACUACACGAAAUCUGUAAUCUCCCAAGUCGCUCUCCUUCCUUGCCCAGUUCUGAUAGUGUUCGGCCAAUGUUCUAGUUUGCUGUAAGGCUCUAAAGCUUGUGCUAACUUCCUAGUUGUCAACCAUUAUACCCUGCGAGACAGACGCCAACCAUCCUCAAUCCCUCUCGGUGAGCAGGCAAAUUUGUUUUAAGGGCACUGUGUGUCACACAGGCCUCAGUUCUCCAUCCUUGCGUUAUUUGGCUCAGUUCCAUAUUUUGUUUGUUCAAUUCUAUAUUUUGUUAUCUGCGGUUAUUAUUCUUCCACGCUGUACCAUAUUCCCUUCUGUUCUAUAAUUUAUUUGUUGCACUGUUAUCUUAGGUUGUACAGCAUUAUAUUUCAUAUUUAACUAAUAAUUUUUGGGCUAACACAAGCAACUUCCUAGAAUCAUGUAACAGUGUGCUAAAAUACAUAUGUAAGCUAGUAUUCUACGGGGUAGCUGAGAUAUGGGUAAGGAUGGAAAUUAGAAGGAUUCAAUUUUUAACUUGAAGAUCUGGAAACAUUAGGAUAUGCUGAACAGAGCCUAGGGAAAAUCAUUUAUUUGAGUUGAGCUUUCAUCCUGUGAACUGAAACAACUAGAAAUUGAAGUCUAAUGCUCUGUCUGCUAAUGUGGGCUGUGUAAUUUGCUGUGCUUUCUUCUCAAGAGUUCAUUCAAUAUUCCUUUUCCUGUUUCCCCAAGAUUUUUAAUCCUUAUCCAAUUCCUAUAUUAUUUCUUUCAUGU